AUGAAAGUAUUUACAAAACCACCAUUAAACAAAACGCCAUUUUUUUUCAUAACCAUUUAUUCACAUAGCUAUAGAUUAAUAUCCAAAUGUUUUUUGUACUAUUUAGGGAUAGAUAAAAAAACUUCCACAAUGGACCACAAUAAUAAUAAUAAAAAUAACAAAAACAAUAACGAUAAUGAUGACGAUGACAACAAAAGCUUUAAUAGAAAUAAUGAUAUAUCCAAUGAUUUUGUUGAUGAUAAUGAUAUCUCAAACAAUACUAACAACAACAACAACAACAAUAAUGAAUUAAUAAAUGAUGAAAUUAAUAGCGAGAACAACAACAACAAUAAUAACAAUAAUGAAUUAAUAAACGAUGAACUUGAUAGUGAUGGUCAAGAUGUUGAAAAUAAAACUAAAAUAAAAAAAUUAAAACUCAGUGACUACUGUAACGAUAACAGUACCACCGCUGAUAAUAAUAGUAAUAUACAAGAUGAAACAAUGGAACAGCAACAACAACACAUAAUAAAUAAUAAUAAUAAUAAUAAUAAUAAUAAUAAUAAUAAUAGUAAUAAUAGUAAUAAUAAUAAUAAUAAUAAUAAUAAUAAUAAUAAUAGUAUUAUAAUAAGUAAUAGUAUUAGUAGUAGUAGUAAUAGUAAUAUUAGUAGUGAUGAUGAUGAUAAUGAAUAUCAUGAUACACUAGAUGACUUACCACAAAUUGAAAUUAGUGAAGAAGAUGAAGAGGAAAAGGAAGAAGAAGAGCAACAACAAGAAGGAGAUGAUAAAGAAAAAGAAGAAAAUAAUGAGAAAGAUGAAGAAGAAAAAGAAGAUGAACAACAAUAUUUAAUUGAUGUACCAAAUAGAGAAAAAGAAGAAAUUUAUGAAAUACUUUCAAACCAUUAUUACAGAAAAUCCAUUUUAGUUCAUUUGGCAAUAUCCCAUAGAAUUUCUUCUUCAAGGGCUAAAUCUAUAAUAAGAUCCAAUUUAAGUUUAUAA
Dictyostelium discoideum AX4 is the source of this 975-nucleotide messenger RNA. RefSeq lists its product as hypothetical. NCBI's taxonomy places the organism in Eukaryota, Evosea, Eumycetozoa, Dictyosteliales, Dictyosteliaceae. Gene Ontology annotation, biological process: cell adhesion. The record is from RefSeq and is a predicted model, not a curated record. The transcript is spliced from 2 exons. Bases 1 to 975 code for a protein of 324 amino acids.